Messenger RNA from Dipodomys ordii (Ord's kangaroo rat), 1563 nucleotides. RefSeq names its product protein tyrosine phosphatase, non-receptor type 18 (brain-derived) (gene Ptpn18). Gene Ontology annotation, cellular component: cytoplasm; nucleus. Gene Ontology annotation, molecular function: non-membrane spanning protein tyrosine phosphatase activity. Bases 78 to 1445 code for a protein of 455 amino acids. The record is from RefSeq and is a predicted model, not a curated record. NCBI's taxonomy places the organism in Eukaryota, Metazoa, Chordata, Mammalia, Rodentia, Heteromyidae. The transcript is spliced from 15 exons. Gene Ontology annotation, biological process: peptidyl-tyrosine dephosphorylation.
UCUGCCUCCUUAAGUGUUGCCCCAGGGUGAAAACGCGGAGACCCUUGCCCGGGCCGGACUUCCAAGCUGGAGGCGCCAUGAGCCGCAGCGUGGACGCUGUACGAAGCUACCUGGAGCAGCUGGAGGCGCGGCGUGGCCGGGAAGAGGCAGUCCUUGCCGGCGAGUUCAGCGACCUCCUGGCCCGCUCUGCUGCCUGGAGGACUCAGGGCGUGCGCUCCACCGAGGCUGGCAGUCGGUGUGAAAACGCAACGAAGAACCGCUACAAGGACGUGGUGCCGUACGAUCAGACUCGAGUGAUUCUCUCCUUGCUCCAAGAAGAGGGGCUGGGUGACUACAUCAACGCCAACUUCAUCCAGGGCGCAGAUGGUGGCCGGGCCUAUAUUGCCACUCAAGGACCCCUACCCCACACCCUCCUAGACUUCUGGCGCCUUGUCUGGGAGUUUGAUGUCAAGGUGAUCCUGAUGGCUUGUCGAGAGACCGAGAACGGACGGAAGAAGUGUGAGCGUUAUUGGGCCCACAAGCAGGAGUCACUGCAGACUGGGCUUUUCUGCAUCACCCUGACAAAGGAAACACAGCUGAAUGCAGACAUCAUUCUCAGGACUCUCCAAGUCACAUUCCAGAAGGAAUCUCGUUUGGUGCACCAGUUGCAGUAUAUGUCCUGGCCAGACCGUGGAGUUCCUAACAAUCCUGACCACAUGCUCACCAUGGUGGAGGAAGCCCGCCGCCUGCAAGGAUCUGACCCUGGACCGCUCUGUGUCCACUGCAGUGCGGGCUGCGGGAGGACCGGCGUCCUGUGCACGGUGGAUUACGUGCGGCAGCUGCUCCUGACCCAGAGAGUCCCGCCCGGUUUCAGCCUCUUCCAAGUGGUCCUGGAGAUGAGGAAGCAGCGUCCAUCAGCGGUGCAGACCGAGGAGCAGUAUCGGUUCUUGCACCACACCGUGGCUCAGCUCUUCCACGCGGCACUCCAGCGCACCAGCUCCCACCACCCACACGCCAAGGAGAACUGCGCCCCCCUGUACGACGAUGCCCUUUCCCUGCGGCCCUCCCCGGCCAUCUUGGCCAAGCCGCGCCCGCCCGGCGGGGUCCUCAGGAGCAUCUCCGCGCCCGGGGCCCCGACCCUCCCCACCAUGGCCGAGGCGUACUACGCCGCUGUGCAAAAGCGCGGGCCUCCCGCGGGCGCCGGGCCGGGCUCGCUGCAGGCUCCAGGCAAGGGAGAGACCCCGGUCUACAGCCAGGUGACGCCCCGCGCCCUGCGGGCUGCGGCGCCGGUGGAGGAUUCGCUGGGGCCACCGCCUGGCCGUGUUCCUGAUAACGAAAACCCUGCUCGAUCUGAUGCCUAUGAGGAGGUGACAGAUGGAGCUCAGACUGGAGGGCUAGGCUUCAACUUGCGCAUCGGAAGGCCGAAGGGGCCGCGGGACCCCCCUGCCGAGUGGACCCGAGUCUGAGUGCUGCACCUAUGCUGACCUGUUGCCUACAUGGGUACUUGUUCUGCUGUAGCCCCCAUUCUGCUGAGCAAUAAUGAGACCACUGGACCUACAUCAAAAUAAAAGUUUCUCAGGGUAU